Messenger RNA from Polyodon spathula (Mississippi paddlefish), 2168 nucleotides. RefSeq names its product suppressor of IKBKE 1-like. The coding region runs from base 146 to 769 and encodes 207 amino acids. The transcript is spliced from 6 exons. The record is from RefSeq and is a predicted model, not a curated record. NCBI's taxonomy places the organism in Eukaryota, Metazoa, Chordata, Actinopteri, Acipenseriformes, Polyodontidae.
UCUCAAUGUGUGCCAGGCGCUAGGACCCUGCAGGCGCGGCCCGGUCCAGGAGCGGAAGUGAAGAGGCGGGCAGGCCGGGCUGGAGAGGCAGGGGCCCCGGGGUCAGGUACGCGGAGACACCGCUGAAGGGGGUCCGAGAGCAGGGAUGGCCUGUACGAUGCAGAAGAUCUUGGGAGAUGCCCGCACUCUGCUGGAGAGGCUGAAAGAGCACGACGUGGCAGCAGAGUCUCUGGUCGAGCAGUCUGGAGCCCUGAACCGGCGCGUGGAGGGCAUGAGGGAGGUGGGCAUGGCCCUGCCAGACAAGUACAAGGAAGAUUGCCCAGAACUGAAGGACCUGUCCAAAUACAAACCCCACAUUCUGCUGACGCAGGAAAACACCCAGAUCAAGGAGCUGCAGCAAGAGAACAGGGAGCUGUGGCUGUCCCUGGAGGAGCACCAGUACGCUCUGGAGCUGAUCAUGGGGAAGUACCGCAAGCAGAUGCUGCUCUUCAUGACGGCCAAGAAGAAGAUGGACGCCAAGCCAGUGCUCAGCCUCCACCAGGAGCACUCCAAGGAGGUGCAAGUCCAGGUUGAUCGGGUCUGUGAGAUGGGAGAGAUGAUGAGGAAAGCGGUCCAUGUGGACGACCAGCACUUCUGCAGCGUACAGGAGAGACUGGCACAGCUUGAGCUUGAGAACAAAGGUCUGCGUGAACUCCUGUCAAUCAGCAGAGGGCCUGUGAAGCAGCAACGACAGCAGAAGAGCGAGCCGUCUGAAAACACAACAAAAUAGCACCACCUUGUGGCCAAAGCGCUGUGGUGCACUGCGAGCAAAACCACCUCACUGCCAGCAUUCUGCCCCUCUCUACACUCCCAGCAGCAGCAGCAGUUAGACUGUCAGUAAGGGGGCUGGACGGGAAGGCUAGACUCCUCGAGCCUUAUGAUACAAUGAACGAGGCGAAAGCCCUGUCAAGAUGUGGAAAAUCAUUACCUUUUUUAUGCAUAACCACAUUUCAUCCUUUUUUAAAAUAAUUUUUUUUUGCCAUUCAGUGUUGGCUUUUAGUCUUUGCUGCGGUCCUUUUGAAAAAAAAAAAACCCACGACCAGCUGGCUGGGGAAAGCAAGCACGUUUUAUGUCUGUCUUCUGUGUGCACGGGACAGCAGUACAGAAAUCCACCCAGACUGUCAAAGCACCGGCUCACACAGCUGGCACUGGGCAUUCCAGUCCAGUCUUCAAAGCAGUUCAGGGAUGGCAGUAAGACUCCUGUUGCAUAGCGGUUUUACCCAUUCCAGGUUGUGCUAUCAUCUUGAUCAGCCACAGCGGGCAGGCAACAAGCUCAGGUGUGUCUUAUUAAACUCGCAGUGAAACCAGACCCGAUCAGACUGCUAUGCGUCCCUGCUUGGAAAUAUCCGCUCGCUGAAGUGUGUUUGUCAUCCUCUGUUGUAAACACGGCAGCUUGCUCAGUAAUCUCUUCACCUGAGAAACGACUUCAUUGGGGUUUUGACAGACCAGGUUAAGGUUCUUAAGGACUGCAGGUGGGGGGGGCAUGGCCUUUUCUAGUCCUAGUUUAUAAAUAUGGACCAUUCUGUCCACCACCACCAAACCGCUAUGUGUAACCGUGUGCCACCAGUGUAAACAUGUACCACGGACAGAGUUCUUGGGUUUCCUUUCAUAUAUAUAUAUUUUUUUUUAAGUGAUUUUUCUGUCUCUGUCAAAGCAUUUUCUUAAGAUGCUUGUGAGAUUCCAAGCUCUGGUUCUUGUCGUUUUCAUCGCUGUUGGAGGAUAACCCUUCCUGGAAAGGCUGGGCUCCUCAGGGUUACGAUCAGGCCUCUUGUUUUCCACUCGAGACUGCGUUGGUGUUGCAAAGCCUUGCUCUUCGUUAAAUGCAGAAAGCUGCAGGUUUUGAAAGUGUGAUAUAAACCCAGAAAUGUGGGAAUGAACUGCACAAGGAGAAGAGGCAGUGUUGGGUCUCCAGCAGGACCAUAGCGAGCCCGUCGAAGAGUCUGGAUUUAGACACCAGUUUGAAAUGCUCCCUUUCGCUCAGCUUGGUGUGUGUGGGCUCUCUCUUUGCAAGGACCGCCCGGCCGGCUGGCUCAGUGCUUCACAGUUGCUGGUAAAUGCAAUGUAGCAGCGUCUCAGGUCAGAACACAGGUUUCGGUUUCUUGUAACGCUCAAUAAAAUGUGAAAAUGCU